CCAUCAACUUGACAAAUAUCAGCAGCGUACAGAUCGGGAGUGUCCGCCAUGAGUGACAUUGCGAACUACGACAUCCCAAAUGAACAUGAUCCCAACAGUAUAGAUCCAGGCCCCUUAUUGCAGCAGGCCGUCGGAGCAAUCUCUCAUUCAUCCGAAGAAAUAACCGAUCCAGAGAUAUUCGAUAUAUUCCGAAGUCUUCUCAAGCAUUCUGAUGCAGUCGCUGGUGCUUAUAUGAGCAAGAUUCUCGACGCUCUUCUCUCUGCGUUUGGAGCCCAAAUUGAUGCUGCCAUGCGCGACUCAAAGGAAGAAGACCAGCAGAUUGUUAUGGCUCAUAAGCUGCCCUUGGAAAUGUAUGCCUUCUUGGUUAAUUGGUUCGUAAAUGCCGCAGAGAAAGUGAAGGCAACGGGGGAGGAGGAAACUCCCACAGCGCCUGUGAAGGUGCGUCGCGGGAAGGGUGGUAAGGCUGGUACCUCGAGGGCGGCGGCGGCGAAGAAGGCGGAACAAUGGACAUGGAUCGACCAGAUCCCUGGCACGCUGGAACACAUUUGCAAGGCGUUAAAACUGAAGACGCACCGCAUCUGGGUAACUAGCCCGGAGAGAGAUGCAUUCAUAACGUGCCUCACCCACCCUGCUUACCACAUUGCCGAGUCUGAACAAUACAUGAAGGUCCAGAACAUCCGUAUGCAUGUCUACAAAGUCAUUUGCAUUGCUGUGAAACAUCAUGGGCACACCCUCGCUGCGCAAAUCAACAUCAUGCAAUCCCUGCAGUACUAUGAGCACCUUUCCGAACCCAUGGCGGAGUGCCUUUCCAUCCUCGCAAAGGAAUUUGAUCAUGCGCAACUUGGCGACGAGAUACUCCGCGAAAUCGCUGGCAAGUCGUUCAAUGCGCAGGACACCAAGGGUCCAAGGGCGUUCUCCCGAUUCUUGGUCAGGUUCAGCGAGGAGUCGCCGCGAUCGGUGCUCAAGCAAAUCAGUCUCUUGAUUGGUCAUCUCGACUCAGAGUCCUAUCCUAUGCGCAUGGCAAUAGUCGAAGUUAUUGGCUCACUCAUUCGCGAGCUCGCCUCGUCAGGGGACGAGGACGAGGCGAAUGGCUCCGCCCAGAGGGACAACAAGCAGCUUGAUGGGUUGUUUGAGUUCCUCAUUUCGCGGACGCUUGACCAAUCCUCUUAUGUACGCUCCAAGGUCUUCGCCACGCUCUCGAAGAUGCUUGAGCUGCCUUUGCAUCUUAGAGAGCAAAGGCUCCGAAUCACGCGCGCUGCCGUCGACACGCUGGAAGAUAAGGCGAGCACAGUGCGCAAGGCUGCUGUUUCGAUACUCGUCAAGCUGAUUUUGACCCAUCCGUAUGGAAAAAUGUAUGGAGGCGACUUGAGCUUGGAAAAGUGGGAGGAGCGAUAUAAGACUGCAUGUUGCGUGGGGAAGGCAGUUGAGAGGGAUGAGGGUGAAGAUGAAGAGGUAGAGAGAGAUGGCAAAGAGGAAAAUACUGGUGGUGAUGAUGCUGAUGAAGACGCUGAAAUGGAGAGCGCCGAUGCAGACGAUGACGGAGACGCAGAAAACCCAAAGCCUAAGAAGAAAAAAGCUCUUCGCAAAUCUAUCAACAUCGCAGCGAUUGCCUCGGAACAAGAAGCACUUGCUGCCCUGGAGAGCAACGAACUUCAUGCCCUGGGUUUGCGCAAGAGGUAUUGCUUAGAGGCACUUGACUUCGUGCGUACCCUGGAAGGUGGUAUGGAAUUGAUCACGCAGUUGUUGGGGAGCACGAACAAGGCAGAAGUACUGGAGAGUAUGGAGUUUUUCAGAGUCGCAUUUGAAUACAAGUUUGGCGGUGCUGAGAAAGGACUCAAACGGAUGCUACACAUCAUAUGGCACAAGGACAACAGCUCAACAUCGGAGGACGGGAAGGAGCUGAAGGGUGUGCGCUCGAGGCUCCUCGAAUGCUACCGUAUGUUGUACUUUGACCCCCUACCCGACAUGCAGCCCAAGCAGCAAGUCAAUCGUAUCGCCAAAAACAUGAUUGAAUUGACAUACGACACGACGCUUGCAGAGCUCACCAGCUUAGAAGAGAUGAUGCGUAUCAUGAUGGAAGAUGGCCAGAUCCAUUACGAUGUGAUCAAUAAGUUGUGGCAAGUUUACAGUGCUCCUCAAGCUCUGCCCUGUUCUCAACGUCGCGGUGCAAUCAUCAUCCUUGGAAUGCUGGCACUUUCGAAACGCACCAUUGUUUCCGAGAAGGUGGACACAUUGCUGAAGAUUGGUCUUGGACCAUUUGGCAAAGCCGAUCUCACCCUUGCACGAUAUACUUGCCUUGCUCUACGGCGCUUGAACGGCAGCGCGAAGAAGGUCAAAGGAUCUCUUCUCGACAAGACUCUUCGCAUGGAGAUGGAAAACCCAAUUUUUCGCAAGUUGCAAGACGCUAUAGUGCACCCCUGUCGAUCGAAAGAUUGCAUCCCUGAUGAGCUUUGCAACAACCUCAUCAAGAACCUCACUCGGAGGGCGUUUGCCAAGCGGCAGAAACUGGAGGAGCCGCCGUCCGAGCUAGAUGCAGAGGCGAUGGAGGUAGAUCAAGAGAUGAUACCCCCGGAACCAGCCUCGCAUGCACCGUCCAGUUUGCAGAUUUCGAGCCAACAGUCCAGCUCGAGCGAGGAGAAAGAUCUCGGAGACGCCUUCCAUCUCAGUCAGCUGCUUUUCGUUGUAGGUCAUGUAGCUAUCAAGCAUAUCGUAUUUUUGGAGCUUGUAGAAAGGGAGUGGAAGCGGCAAAAGGAUGAAAAACAGCUGGGGGAAAAACUUGCAGCUGGAGGCUCACCCAACAGGGCCAGCAAGGAAACCGAAGAGCUUGACCAAGUUGCUGGCAACGCCGAAGACGAGAUUGGUGAACGGAUAGCUGCCGUUCGCGAAACUGAGCUACUCUAUGGAGAGCAGUCAUUGCUGAAGUUGUAUGGUCCAUUGCUGGUCCAUGUGUGCGGUAGUCCACAUAAAUUCAAGAAUCGCACACUCCGUGCUGCUGCCACCCUCUCGUUUAGCAAGUUCCUUUGCGUCAGUUCACAAUUUUGCGACCAACACCACCAUCUUCUCUUCAAGAUCCUUGAGACCUCUAAAGACCCCAAUAUCCGUAGUAAUAUCGUCAUUGCUCUGGGCGACGUGGCAGUCUCGUUCAGCAAUAUUAUCGACGAGAACAGCAAUGAGUUAUAUAAGGGCCUUUCCGACGGUGACCUUGUCGUUAAGAAGAACACGCUGAUGGUGCUCACGCACUUGAUCCUCAACGGGAUGAUCAAAGUCAAGGGUCAGCUAGGCGAGAUGGCCAAGUGCCUAGAAGACGAAGAGCCACGGAUAUCUGACCUUGCGAAGCUGUUUUUCACGGAGCUUCACCUGUCCACAGGUGACCACGCCGUGGAGGAGGAAAUUUUCAAAAGCACAAUGCGCUACAUCUUCUCCUUCAUCGAGAAGGAAAAGCAAGCUGAAAAUAUCGUCGAGAAGCUCUGCCAGCGUUUCCGGCUCUCUGAGGACCCCCGUCAGUGGCGCGACAUUGCGUUCUGCUUGUCUCUCCUCCCAUUCAAGUCGGAGCGAUCAGUCAAAAAGCUCAUCGAAGGCUUGCAGUUCUACCGCGAUAAGCUGCACGAGGAGGGGGUGUUCGACAGGUUUAGUGACAUACUUACCAAGGCACGCUCCAAUAAAUCAGCGAACAAGCCAGACACAGAACUCAACGAGUUUGAAUCGAUACUCGACGAACACCGACGCCAAGGCGCAGAAGACCAAGCCUUUGAAAAGCGCGUCGAAGGCAAGAAAGCAGCUGCGAAACGGAAAGCCACGCGACGAUCCGCACGCAAGAAAGUUACCGAAACUGAGCCUGAGCCAACAUCACAAGCCCCGACCACACGGGAUGAAGACGACAUGUAUGUUUAAACCAGACUUCGUUCCCAUUGGCCGUUGGAGUAGGGUUCCAAGGGCAGACUACGCAUUCCGGGUCUCUCGGCCGCUUCCUACGGUAACCUAGUCAGCACGUAGACUAAGAUUCUCUAAUAUUCCGCAUGUUCGUCGUGUACCACGUUAUCAUUUGGUUUGAAUGCAAGAUGCCUUGCAAUUGUAGC
Molecule: messenger RNA, 4076 nt
Organism: Suillus paluster
Lineage: Eukaryota; Fungi; Basidiomycota; Agaricomycetes; Boletales; Suillaceae
Product: non-SMC mitotic condensation complex subunit 1
Exons: 18
Coding region: 49-3891 (1280 amino acids)
Biological process (GO): mitotic cell cycle; meiotic chromosome condensation; mitotic chromosome condensation
Cellular component (GO): nucleus; condensed chromosome, centromeric region
Molecular function (GO): histone binding
Source: RefSeq, a predicted model, not a curated record